Messenger RNA from Kwoniella shivajii, 1023 nucleotides. RefSeq lists its product as uncharacterized. Lineage: Eukaryota; Fungi; Basidiomycota; Tremellomycetes; Tremellales; Cryptococcaceae. Gene Ontology annotation, molecular function: protein-containing complex binding. Bases 1 to 1023 code for a protein of 340 amino acids. The transcript is spliced from 5 exons. The record is from RefSeq and is a predicted model, not a curated record. Gene Ontology annotation, cellular component: mitochondrion.
AUGUCAGUACCGAAACUGCUCGUUAUUGGCGGGAAUGGUUUUCUCGGUUCAGCCAUAUGUAAAUCUGCUGUAACGAAAGGAUGGCAAGUAAGCAGUAUGUCAUCAUCAGGUAAACCAUACACUACACCAGCAGGUCAUUCGCCAUCAUGGGUGUCCGGCGUGACUUGGCAUUCUGGAUCUGCGUUUGAUCCAUCAUCAUAUACAUCUUUAGUUGGACAGUCAACAGCGGUAGUUCAUACAUUGGGUAUAUUACUUGAAGAUACAGGAUACAAAGAAUCAGUUAGGAAUGGUGAUAUAAUAGGUUUGACCAAGAGUCUGUUCUCUACUAUAGGUGCGAGUGGGAGUGGUAGUGGAAAUCCGUUAAAGAGUGAGAAAGAAAGACAAAGGGGUUAUGAAGGUAUGAAUAAAGAUUCUGCUCUGAAAGUACUAGAUACUUUCCUAUCGACAUCGACAUCAACACCAACACCAAAUCCGAAACCCACAAUAUCAACAAAUCCAUUCUCAUUCAACAGAAAGCCCUCAUCAGACACAAUGAAUCAAUCAAGACAAUUCGUCUAUAUAUCAGCUGCAGAUGCUUUCAGACCUGUGGUACCUUCGAGGUAUAUCGAGACUAAACGAGAAGCAGAAUUGGAAAUUGCAAGGAAAUGUCAAGAAGAUGGAGGAGCAAAAGUGAAACCCAUAUUUAUGAGGCCAGGACUCAUGUACCAUCCUCAUAUCAGACCAUUAACGACACUUCCAGCAUUCUUGAUUGAUAUGUCAUCAAAAUUAUCAACAGCAAGUGGUAUAGCAAAUCCAUUCGCAUCCAAAUCACCUCUGCAUGGAAUGAUGGAAUCGCUAAGGACAUAUCCAUUACACGUGGAUCAUGUAGCCAGCGCAGUGUUGAGAUGUAUUGAAGAAGCUAGAGAACCAAGUGGAGAAGAACAUGAUUCGUGGGGAGGAGCAAGGGUAGUGGAAGUUCCAGAGAUGAGAGACUGGGCUGGUCUAGGUAAGAACAAGGACAAGAUCCAAGUCGGUCAUCUAUAG